Cynara cardunculus var. scolymus (artichoke) is the source of this 2939-nucleotide messenger RNA. RefSeq names its product villin-3-like. The transcript has 21 exons. The coding region runs from base 1 to 2922 and encodes 973 amino acids. Gene Ontology annotation, molecular function: actin filament binding. Gene Ontology annotation, biological process: actin filament severing; cytoskeleton organization. The record is from RefSeq and is a predicted model, not a curated record. Lineage: Eukaryota; Viridiplantae; Streptophyta; Magnoliopsida; Asterales; Asteraceae.
AUGUCUAGCAAAGUUCUGGAACCUGCAUUUCAGGGAGUUGGUCAGAAAGCAGGGAUUGAAAUAUGGCGAAUCGAAAACUUGCAACCAGUACCUUUGCCCAAGUCUGAUUAUGGUAGAUUCUAUUCCGGUGAUUCAUACAUCGUCUUGAAGACUACAGGCAAGGCAGGUGCAUAUAUGUAUGAUAUACACUUCUGGUUGGGGAAAGAUACUAGCCAGGAUGAAGCUGGAACAGCAGCUAAAAAAGCUGUUGAGCUUGAUGCAGUUCUUGGCGGUCGUGCAGUACAGUAUCGAGAACUUCAAGGUCACGAAUCUAAUAGAUUUUUAUCAUGCUUUAAACCAUGUAUGAUGCCACUCGAGGGGGGUUCAGCGUCUGGAAUCAAGACACCUGAAGAGGAAAAGUUUGAAACACGGUUGUACACAUGUAAAGGAAAACGAGUUGCCAGAUUGAAGCAGGUUCCUUUUACUCGAUCCUCGUUGAAUCAUGAUGAUGUCUUCAUCUUGGACACUGAAGAUAAAAUCUUUCAGUUCAAUGGGGCAAACACAAAUAUGCAAGAAAGAUCCAAAGCAUUGGACAUUGUUCAAUUUUUAAAAGACAAAUAUCACAAGGGGAAGUGCAAGGUCGCAAUUGUUGAUGAUGGAAAGCUACAAGCAGAGGGGGAAUCAGGUGAAUUUUGGGUCAUGUUUGGUGGGUAUGCUCCUAUAGGCAAGAAGGUAGCAACUGAGGAUGAUAUAGUUCCAGAGAGGAUUCCUGCCAAACUUUAUUGCAUUGCCGGAGGUCAACUUCAGGACAUAGGUGGUGAACUUUCAAAAUCAUUAUUGCAUAAUGAAAAAUGCUAUCUGUUAUACUGUGGCUCUGAGGUGUUUAUUUGGGUUGGUCGAGCAACACGAGUGGAGGAUAGAAAAGCUGCCAUGCAGGCUGCAGAGGAGUUUAUUGCCAAGCACGAUCUGCCCAAGUCCGUUUGUGUAACCCAACUUAUUCAAGGUCACGAGACAAAUUCAUUUAGGUCCAACUUUGGGUCUUGGCCAUGUUCAGCAGCUCCUCCUGUUGAAGACAGUAGAGGAAAAGUAGCAGCUCUGCUGAAGCAACAAGGUGGUGGUCUGAAAGGGCAGACAAAAACCUCUCCUGUAGAGGGGGAAAUUCCACCUUUGCUUGGGGAAAAUGGAAAAGUCGAGGUAUGGCGUAUUGAUGGUGAAGCCAAGACGCCAAUCUCCAGCGAGGAUAUUGGAAAAUUUUACAGUGGAGAUUGCUAUAUUUGUCACUACCCCUACCAUUCUAAUGAAAAGAAAGAAGAUCACUACCUGUGCUGUUGGAUUGGGAAGGAUAGCGUCCAGGAGGACCAAAAAGUGGCUCACCAGCUGGCUACAUCGAUGUCCAACUCUCUAAAGGGAAGAGCAGUGCAGGGUCGAGUAUAUCAAGGAAAAGAGCCACCACAGUUUGUUGCCAUCUUUCAGCCUAUGGUUGUUCUCAAGGGUGGAUUGAGCUCUGGAUACAAAAGCUACAUUGCAGACAAAGGGUUGACUGACAAUACCUACCGUCCAGAUGCCACUGCACUCAUUGAAAUAUCGGGAACUUCAGCUCAUACUAAUAAAGCUCUUCAAGUAGAAGCGGUCGCAACGUCUUUGAAUUCCUAUGGGUGUUUUGUUGUACAAUCUGGUUCAGCAGUUUUUACCUGGUAUGGAAACCAAAGUACUGUUGAGCAGCAGCAGUUAGCAGCAAAAGUUGUUGAGUGUUUGAAGUCUCGCGUACCUGUAAAAUUCGUUAAAGAAGGAAAAGAGAGUUUAGCUUUCUGGCUUGCUCUUGGAGGCAAAAGAGACUACACCAGUAAGAAAGUGACACAGGAAAUUGUCAAAGAACCCCACUUGUUUGCAGUCUCAUUAAAUAAAGGUUUCAAAAGCAUUGAGGAGGUUUACAAUUACGACCAAGAUGACUUGUUGCCAGAGGAUGUCAUGAUAUUAGAAACACAUGCUGAGGUGUUUGUUUGGGUUGGUCAGUCAGUAGACCCUAAAGAGAAACAAAGUGCUUUUGAAAUUGGCCAGAAAUACAUAGAAUUGGCUGCAUCUCUGGAAGGCUUGUCCCCAUAUGUGCCAUUAUACAGAAUACUAGAGGGAAGUGAACCUUGCUUUUUCACAACAUAUUUCUCAUGGGAUCCUACAAAGGCUACUGUUUCAGGCAACUCAUUCACAAAGAAGGCUACGCUACUCUUCGGUGCAGGCUCGGUGGAGAACCAAGAUAAAUCACAUGGAACUAAAAGUGGAGGAGCGACCCAGAGAGCAUCAGCCAUGGCAGCUUUGACCAAUGCUUUUAGGUCAUCUUCCGUCACUAAAACACCUACUAGUCCAAGAAUGCCAACUCGUGGGUCACAGAGAGCAGCAGCUGUCGCAGCCUUAUCCAAUGUUCUCACUGCUGAAAAGAAGGGCCAACCUGAGUCCCCCACUCGAAGGCAACACAAAAGAAAUCCAUCAUCCGAACCUGGAUCACCUGCAGGUUUUCACAAAAGAUAUCCAUCAUCCGAACCUGGAUCACCUUCAGCUCCAUUCAAGAGUGAAGAAGCCUCUACUUUUUUUGUCAAUAAUGAAAGUUCUCAAGUUAUAACUGAGCCGAUUCCAGAGACCAACGAAGAGGAAUCAUCAAUGAAACAAACAACAGAGGACUCAUCAACUAAACAAACGACAGAGGACUCGUCAACGAAACAAAUCCAUGAGCAGGAAGAGGGUGGUGGUGUAGACAUUCAAACUUCAUAUAGUUAUGAGCAACUCAACACAAAAUCAAAGAACCCAAUUACUGGAAUCGAUUACAAGAAACGAGAGGCUUAUCUCUCCCCUGAAGAAUUUGAGGCUAUAUUUAAGAUGACAAAGGAGGCAUUCUAUCAGUUACCAAGAUGGAAGCAAGACCAGAACAAGAAGAAAGUUGAUCUCUUCUAGAAAUUGAAAAUAAUAUA